AUGGGUUCAAAAGCGUCACACACUCAUGUCAGAGAAAAAAGAGACGGUGAGUCACGUUUUGAUCAACAGAUCAGAUAACAAAGUGUAUUAUUCUUAUAAGAGGUGCCGUUUUUUUAUGGCUGUGCCUUUAACAGACCUUAUAUUGAAGAUUUAACUGUCUUUUUCUUGUCUAUGAAGAAAUUCCACCGAGGAUGAUAAAGCAGCUGAUUAUGUCUGUUUUAUGUUUCCCAGCAAGUUUAAAUCCCUCCAGUUUUAUAGUGGAAAUUACCAUUAACGGCUCUGACCUUGAGAGUCUUCGAGCAGCUUUAAACUCAUUGAAUUUCCCUGUAAUGAUAAACAAUACUGCUGAAAUCACCAGCAUUGAGAUCACAACAGGUACAAGAUAUUUCAUUAUGUUACUUCAAUUUCUGACACUAUCAGUAGCUGUAUUGUUAACUUUGAUCAACUUCUUGCUCAAAGUGUGUUCGUCAACGAAUACAAGUGGAUUCCAAUGCAGAUGUCAGGAAAACUUUGCUUGGUCACGAAACGUUUGCCUUAAAUAUGGUGUCUGUGAUCCCAUUGUUAGCGACACAUGUGGAUGCAUCACUGCUCUUCCAAAUGAGAGCCAGUCAUGCCAGUCCAACCGCAGUCAAACAGGUAGGCCCUACGUCGACUGCAGAGGCAACUCAGUGUGACUCAGUUAAUUAGAUAAUUAGUCAAAACAUUUCAUGUUGAUUCUGUUUUUUGUCCUUUUUUGAUUUUAAAAGUGUGGUGGAAAUUAUAUCACAAUUGUAUGUAAGACGGGGAUGGCCAUGAAUUGUCAUCUCAUGAUAAUGACUUAUUGUCUUGUUAUCUCGACAUAACAAAGAUCGUUUUCUUGUAAUCUGCGUUUUCAAUGAAAAGCACUGACGUCGUGCUCCACUUUGUGCAUUUGCAUUACACUUUAAACGGGGGAACAAUUAGCGGCCAUGCGCGAAUCAGACAACAGUAACAAUAGCUGACACAUCAUGAACUAGAAAAGCACUCGGAGAGCGCAGACCUCCGCCAAGCAGCUCAUGUCCCCCUUUAUAUUGUGAUUCACACCAAAACUUUUACUGUUACGUGUCUUUUAUUAACUUUUAUUUGUGUUUAAAGUGGUAUGUUCACUGUUCACAAUGUUCCUAAAACAAGAAAUGCCCUGACCCAGAUUCAAACCUAGGACCUUCUUGCUGUGAGGCGACAGUGCUAACCACUACACCACUGUGCCGCCCAUUGGUUAUCUUUCAGCAUUGGAUAUUCCAACGACACCCUUAUUUUUGUGUGUUCUGGAUCACUGGAUCAACCUUUGACAGCUCAUAAAACUCAUUAAGAUCCAUUUGUGUAAUUUUUUACUAAAGACUCUGGCCAUUUUUAUAGAGUUAAAUGCAAAAAUUCCAAAAUUUGCCCUAUCUCACAAUGAUAAAGAAUCCUUCAAAAAAAUAACAGACAAACAAACCAAUGCUACCGAAAACAUAACCUCCUUGGCAGAGGUAAUUAAUCGAUCACAAGAAAACUAUCUUUGGGAUGUCGAGAUAAUGAGGUAAUAAGUCGUUAUCAUGAGACCGUGAUCUUUGUUAUGUCAUUUAAUGAAAUAAUAAAUCAUUAUCCUGAGAUUACAGUGCAUAAAUAAAGAAAAAUCCAUGGCUGUUCUCAUCUACCAAACAACUGAAUACUUUGAUUUUUCUUGUAUAGUUUAGUUGGUGUUCCCUGAAUAAUGAUAUCAAAAUUGCACAGAGUUCUGUGGCUUCUUUAUUUUUAGAGUAUAUAAAAGACUGAUGAAGGGAUUUAGAUAUAUUGCAUAUUAGACACAAAUCCUUACUGUAAAAUAUGCUUGUAUGCAGCUAACUAAAACCAGUGGGUUUUGUUUGUUUUGCUUCAUCAAGUUGAUUCAUUGAGACAAUGCACACUAAUCAGCAUUUUGCACUAUGCACCAAUGUAAACACUUUACACUAUAGCUAAAUUUUAUCCGUAGUCUUAGUGGUCCUUAAACACACAGUUCAGCAAGUUUAUUAAUUUUUGGCUCUCAUUUGUUAGUAAUGUUAAUUUGUUGUAUUCAGGUUUAUAUCAGGUAGUUUGGUUGACAGAUAGUUCUUUGAAACCCCAAACUAAAUGCUGUGUUUUGGUGGUUUUUGCUGCCUUUGGUAACAGCCUCACCUUCUACUUUCAUUAUUGUUCUUACAAAGAAUCAUUUGAGACAGAGGAUGAUAUUUUUCAUGUUUUGCACAAAUCAAAUGAACUGUUAUCAUCAGAUGGAUGGAAUCUGAGGCAUACACGCAGGUAAAAUCUUUCUCUACACUAUGGUUUUGUUUGAAAAGAUGGCAACUUUGAAUAAGUCCUCCAGUCCAAGUUCUUCAAGCUCUGAUAUGAGAAAGAGUUGGUGUUAAAGACCCCUUGGUACAAGAGUUAAAAUCUAGUUUAGGAGUGGAGUUUUUCUUGAGAAACACAGAGUUCAUUCUUGGGAAAAAAAAUGCUUAUUAAGAAAUUUAUACUGUUGGUUAUAUGCGUUGGAGACACUUGAAUUUAAAGGUCCUGUAAGGAAGUUUUCUAUUGAUUUUAGCACCCCCUGUGGACAUGUUCUCUGCUGAUAUUGUGCCUCACAUGUGAUCAGUGUUUUUAUCACAAUCCCUAUAAGAAUUGAAAAGGUUUCUAGAUCUGCUAGUGUUGUGUCCGUUUGAAUCAUUUUUGGUAAUUUAAGAUGUUUUAAGCUAUCUCACAUUUCUGAUCUGACACACUUUCCUCAGUAUUUGAGGCUGUCAAUUUCUAAGCAACUACAUUCAGAAUGACUGCCUAUGAGUAACAUCCACACCACAGUUUUAUAAGGGUGAAUACAAGGAGGGGGAAGUGUCUUUUAAUAAUGAUAAAAGUGUUCAACUUUUUGUGUAUUUUGUGUUGUGACUUUUGCAGUGCCAACAACACUGACACCAUUGACAGCACAAGUUAAAGGUAUGAAAAUUAGAAUAUGAGAAUAAAUGGUCUGUGCAUGAGUUUCUAAAAAUUGCCAUUGACCUUGCUAAGUCAAUAAAAUGCAUUGCCCUGUUGUUGAUUGGUAAUAUAAAUGAAAUGUAAGUAUUGAAGCAGAAUAAGUUCUCCGAAAACAUCGGGGACCACUACAGCUCCAAUCAGUACAUCUAUGCUAGCAACCACUGCCACAUCAACAUCAAUAUAAGGUUUUAUAAAUGUGAUGUUCUCCACAGAACUGGACAUUGAAGUAGUGCUUGAAUUAAACAUCCCAGACUUCAGUUUGUUCCAGAGCAUCAGGAACAGUCUGAAGAACCUCAAACUCCCAGUCAACAAUCAGUCCAUACAACUAGAAGCCAUCGAUCUAACCACAGGUAAGAACAUCAAAUUGUGUAACUUCUUGUGGGUGUGAUUUGCUCAGUUGAUUCAGAGUUUUAUUAAUCUCUUCAAACCCUUUUUCAGUGUGCUUUGGAGACCCAUCUCCAGAGUCACAGUUUCAGUGUCAGUGUGAGGAGCAGUACGCAUGGUCAUGUGACAUGUGUACCAAUUUUACAAGAUGCAACAAUGCUACCGAACAAACCUGCACAUGUAUAAAUGGAGAUCCUGGAGAAGACUUUUGUAAGCCAAUCACAGGUAAGCAUCUUGGUCCUUCAUUCAUUCUUGCAAAUGUGACAGUACUAUUAACUGGUAGAAUGAUGAUGGUGUCCUCGUCACCAGCAUAAUAAGGGUAAUGCUGGUGGAAAAUCAGUGGAAAGAACCUGAAUUACAAUCUUUAACUGUAGUUAAAUACAAUAUGCAAAAUGAUUUUUUUAUUUAAAUGUUAAGUUUCUUGUAACAAUCAAAUCUCAAUAUUUCUUUGCAGAAAUCUCUGAUUGUCCACCUCCAACAACAACUACUGGUCAGUCACAUAAUUGCUUUUUUUUUUUAAUGAUUAAGUCAACUUCUGUUUUUGAUCGUUCUCUCAAAAUAUUUGUUUUACAGGGAUGCCGACAACAACAGGGUCAAAUACAACAACAGUUUUUAACACAACAGUAGUUCCAAACACAACACUAGUUCCAAACACAACACUAGUUCAGAAUACAACAGUUCCCAACUUAACAACCGUUCUAAAUACAACAACAGUUCCAAACACAACAGCUCUUACUAUGACAACAGUUCCAACCACGCUAGAAGGUAAGUACUUUAACUGUAAAAAACGUGAGCCUGUCUAUCCCUCCAGAGAUUUCUGUUGAUCUCUCUCUGAAAUAUUUUUAUACAGGGAUGCGGAAAACAACAACCGUUCUCAAAACAACACUAGUUCCAAAUACAACAACAGUUCCAAACAAAACAAUGAUUCCAUAAGACAAGAACAAAUGAUGAAGUUAUCAAUGAUGAAUACAUAAAUCGUCAUUAUUUCAAAACACAAUUGGCUUAUUGGUAUUGUUACAUAAAUCUACUUCCUUAUUGUUUAAUUUCCAUUUGACUGACAAAUAUGCUGCACUUCAAGUUUAUCAGCCUGUUUUUGUUAAGUCCAAGUUACUCAAACGGAUGGAAAUUUUAUAUGCAAUGGGGCUCAAAGAACUCACAGAGGCUACAACAACAGCAACAGAGACCACUACAGCUCCAAUUAAUUCAACUAUGCUAACAACCACAACAACAUCAUCAGCUUUAGGAGACUAUUUCAGUCCUGAGAUAGAUGUGAUAUCAUUUCUCCACAGAACUGGAAAUUGAAGUAGUGCUCGAAUUAGACAUCCCAGACUCCAGUUUUAACAUCUCUAAUCUAAGAGACAGUCUGAGGAACCUCACACUCCCCUUCAACAUCAAACAGUCCAUACAACUAGAAGCCAUCAUUCUAACCACAGGUAAGAACAUCAACUUGUGUAACUUCUUGUGGGUGUGAUUUGCUCAGUUGAUUCAGAGUUUUAUUAAUCUCUUCAAACCCUUUUUCAGUGUGCUUUGGAGACCCAUCUCCAGAGUCACAGUUUCAGUGUCAGUGUGAGGAGCAGUACGCAUGGUCAUGUGACAUGUGUACCAAUUUUACAAGAUGCAACAAUGCUACCGAACAAACCUGCACAUGUAUAAAUGGAGAUCCUGGAGAAGACUUUUGUAAGCCAAUCACAGGUAAGCAUCUUGGUCCUUCAUUCAUUCUUGCAAAUGUGACAGUACUAUUAACUGGUAGAAUGAUGAUGGUGUCCUCGUCACCAGCAUAAUAAGGGUAAUGCUGGUGGAAAAUCAGUGGAAAGAACCUGAAUUACAAUCUUUAACUGUAGUUAAAUACAAUAUGCAAAAUGAUUUUUUUAUUUAAAUGUUAAGUUUCUUGUAACAAUCAAAUCUCAAUAUUUCUUUGCAGAAAUCUCUGAUUGUCCACCUCCAACAACAACUACUGGUCAGUCACAUAAUUGCUUUUUUUUUUUAAUGAUUAAGUCAACUUCUGUUUUUGAUCGUUCUCUCAAAAUAUUUGUUUUACAGGGAUGCCGACAACAACAGGGUCAAAUACAACAGCAGUUUUUAACACAACAGUAGUUCCAAACACAACACUAGUUCCAAACACAACACUAGUUCAGAAUACAACAGUUCCCAACUUAACAACCGUUCUAAAUACAACAACAGUUCCAAACACAACAGCUCUUACUAUGACAACAGUUCCAACCACGCUAGAAGGUAAGUACUUUAACUGUGAAAAAAACGUGAGCCUGUCUAUCCCUCCAGAGAUUUCUGUUGAUCUCUCUCUGAAAUAUUUUUAUACAGGGAUGCGGAAAACAACAACCGUUCUCAAAACAACACUAGUUCCAAAUACAACAACAGUUCCAAACAAAACAAUGAUUCCAUAAGACAAGAACAAAUGAUGAAGUUAUCAAUGAUGAAUACAUAAAUCGUCAUUAUUUCAAAACACAAUUGGCUUAUUGGUAUUGUUACAUAAAUCUACUUCCUUAUUGUUUAAUUUCCAUUUGACUGACAAAUAUGCUGCACUUCAAGUUUAUCAGCCUGUUUUUGUUAAGUCCAAGUUACUCAAACGGAUGGAAAUUUUAUAUGCAAUGGGGCUCAAAGAACUCACAGAGGCUACAACAACAGCAACAGAGACCACUACAGCUCCAAUUAAUUCAACUAUGCUAACAACCACAACAACAUCAUCAGCUUUAGGAGACUAUUUCAGUCCUGAGAUAGAUGUGAUAUCAUUUCUCCACAGAACUGGACAUUGAAGUAGUGCUCGAGUUAGACAUCCCAGACUCCAGUUUUAACAUCUCUAAUCUAAGAGACAGUCUGAGGAACCUCACACUCCCCUUCAACAUCAAACAGUCCAUACAACUAGAAGCCAUCAUUCUAACCACAGGUAAGAACAUCAUCUUGUGUAACUUCUUGUGGGUGUGAUUUGCUCAGUUGAUUCAGAGUUUUAUUAAUCUCUUCAAACCCUUUUUCAGUGUGCUUUGGAGACCCAUCUCCAGAGUCACAGUUUCAGUGUCAGUGUGAGGAGCAGUACGCAUGGUCAUGUGACAUGUGUACCAAUUUUACAAGAUGCAACAAUGCUACCGAACAAACCUGCACAUGUAUAAAUGGAAUUCCUGUGAGAGAGUUCUGUAAGCCAAUCACAGGUAAGCAUCUUGGUCCUUCAUUCAUUCUUGCAAAUGUGACUAUUGUAAUGUAACAAUAGUAUGUAAUGUAUGUACUAUUAACUGGUAUAUUGAUGAUGGUGUCUUCAUCACCAGCAUAAUAAGGAUAAUGCCAAUGGAAAAUCAGUGGAAAGUACCUGAAUUACAAUGUUUAACUGUAGUAAUAUAUAAUAUGCAGACUGAUUUCUUCAUUUAAAUGUUAAGUUCAUUGAUACAAUCAAAUCCUCAAUAUUUCUUUGCAGAAAUCUCUGAUUGCCCACCUCCAACAACAACUACUGGUCAGUCACAUAAUUCCUUUUUUUUUUUUAAUGAUUAAGUCAACUUCAGUUGUUGAUCUUUCUCUCAAAAUAUUUGUUAUACAGGGAUACCGACAACAGCAACAGUAUCAAUUACAACAACAGUUUCAACUACAACAGUUCCAAGCACCACAGUUUCAACAACGUCAACAGUUCCAAGCACCACAGUUCCAACUACGUCAACAGUUCCAUCCACAACAGUUUCAACAACGUCAACAGUUCCAAGCACCACAGUUUCAACUAUGUCAACAGUUCCAAGCACCACAGUUCCAACUACGUCAACAGUUCCAUCCACAACAGUUUCAACAACGUCAACAGUUCCAAGCACCACAGUUUCAACUAUGUCAACAGUUCCAAGCACCACAGUUCCAACUACGUCAACAGUUCCAUCCACAACAGUUUCAACAACGUCAACAGUUCCAAGCACCACAGUUCCAACUACGUCAACAGUUCCAUCCACAACAGUUUCAACAACGUCAACAGUUCCAUCCACAACAGUUUCAACAACGUCAACAGUUCCAGUCACAACAGUUCCAAUCACAACAGUUCCAACCACGGUCGAAGGUAAGUACUUCAACUGUAAAAAACGUGAGCCUGUCUAUCCUUCCAGAGAUUUCUGUUAAUCUUUCUCUGAAAUAUUUUUAUACAGGGAUGCGGAAAACAACAACAGUAUCAAAUAUAACAACAGUUCUAAACACAACACUAGUUCCAAAUACAACAAUCGUUCCAAACACAACAAUCGUUCUAAAUACAGCAACCGUUCUAAACACAACAACAGUUCCAAACACAACAAUCGUUCUAAAUACAAGUGUUCCAAACACAACAACAGGAUCAAAUACAACAACAGUUCUAACUACAACAGUUCUAAUUUCUACAAGUGUUCCAACCACGGUCGAAGGUAAGUACUUCGACUGUAAUAAACGUGAGCCUGUCUAUCCUUUCAGAGAUUUUUACAAACAUUGCAAAAACCAAGAGUACUCAGUAAAAUACAUUUUGGCAUAAUUUAUUAUUUAAUUAUAAAUUUAUUUGUAUGCAUAGACUGUAUGUAGAAUGGACAGCAUCUGCCUCCUGGCUGGGUGAAGCCACUCCGAGAACAGCACCCUCUGUUGAUGGGCUGCAAUAUAGGUCAUAAAUCCCGCCUCCACCAGCAAAGCUUAUGGAGCUGUGGACGAACUUUAGAAAUUUAUUACACAGAACAUAAACUUUUCUCCCCCCUGCUUGCGGUGUUGACAUGUAGUUACAGUAAGACUGGUUUGUUCUCAAGUCCUCUUUUUUCCUGUACAGCUCCAUUUUUAAAAGUUAUUAGGGGGUUCAUGUUUUCUUUGAUUGACACCUGAUACAGCCUAUUGGCGUUCAGGGAUUACAUAGCUCACCCGGGUACAUGCUGUUUGAGCCGAGCGUCAUCACAGCGACUCUUCCGUCGAAUGCGCACAACGCUACUGCGCAGCGCUGGUGGAAAUACCGAGAGCUUUUUGGCUUCAAAUCCGUAUUCAGGCGGGAGGCGGAACCAAGUUGUCCAUGGUGUACACAGUCUAUGGUUGUAGGCUACAGUGUGCAUGCGUCUUGCAUGCAUUUCAAAACAGUACACUGUCGGAGUAAAAUGUAUGUAUUUGUAGGUUUAUGUACAUACAACCAAUAAACAUUUAAAUAGUAUACGGAAACCUGAGUAAAACAUACUCUUCCCCCAUAAUUCAUGUAUUACGUUAAAAAAAAAAAAAAUGCAAGGUAGAAAUUAUGACAGUUACACUAAUGGAGUUUACUGCACCAAAAAGUCACUUUUUUCAGUGUAGCAUGUUUGAAAUGCGCACGCAAACUGGCACAGCGUUACGUACAAAUGGGUACAGUCAUUGCAGAGAGAAGGAGGCAGGAGUGCCAUGAUAGACGAUUAAGAUAGAGAGUCUUCCGUGCUUGUGCCAACAUAUUUGGACUGUCGGAAAUAAAAAUAAUAGAGUAAUAGUAACAGUAAUGCCAUUUUUGAGCUGCUGGGUGACCAAAGGGCUGAUUGAGAGCUAGUCACAAAAAUGAUCCAUGCCAAAAAAACACUCCUUGUAACACAGCAUUUUUCUGCGUGACUAAGUUAACUUAAUUUUUUCAUAUCUAUUUGACUAACAAAUAUGCUGCACAAAGAGUUUAUUGGCCUGUUUAUGUUAAAUCUAAGAAAUUCAAAUGGAUGGAAAUUUGUAUGCAAUGAGGCUAAACUGGUACAGGUAUGCUAACAACCACAACAACAUCAAUAAAUGGAAUUAUGCAUUUAAUAUACAAAAAUAAAUAAAUAAAUAAAAACAUAAAACAAUGUGAGCUUGUAUGAAUGAGCAUACUGAUAACAAUCUAGUACCUAAGAGUGACAGGGACUAGAUUGAUGGCUUGCCUGUGUACCCUAUGUCAUACUAUAAAAGAUCAUGAUCAUAUUAAUAAAAGGGCAAGAAAGAGAAUUUUCAUCCCAUCCCAGUAUGACUGUUCUUAAUGUUGUAGUGAGGAACUUCAACUUGACCUUGGAAGAAGACUAUGAUCCUAAGUUCAACGAUCCAACAAGUGAAAUUUACAUCAACUCUAAUAGAACAGUAAGUCCAAAUAUGUCUCCUGUUUGUGUCAUCCAGUUUUAUUACAAUUUGAAUCAAUGAAUGUAUGUUAUAUCUGAGCCUCAUGUAAUAGUAAAACCCUAACACAGAGAAUCUCUUAACAGAUUCAGGAACAAUGCCGAACUCAUAUCUUAGGUCUACAAGGAGCAAAUAUAGUCCAAAUCAUGUAAGUCUCCUUUUCUAUAUCUGGAUGCAGACUCCAGAUUUUUUCUGAGCUUAGACUUUGGAAGAAUUCUUUGUUUUGUUUUUAAGUUCUGAUCGGGGCCCUGGUUAACCACAGUAGUCUUUGCUAAAGUAUUUCAUGUCAUGUCAUGUUUGGUUAAUAAUACAACCACGCAAGAAACCAUCUUGAAAGUUUGACUGGUUGACCUUGGUUUACGGUGCAGAUGGCAAACAUGUCAGACAUAACACAGACUGCAGUCUACCUGCUCACAAUUUGAUUGCCAUUUUGGUUUUAUUCUGUUUUACAGGAGAGGGAGCACCAUUGUCGAAUAUUCUGUUAGAGCAACUGAAUUCCCGGAUGAUCAAAUAAAAGCCUUAAAAUCUGGGGUAUUUUUAAAGACUUCAGAAACUUACCGUACCAUAUUUGACAGUAAGACCAUUUCUAAAAAUCGUUCUCAUUCUUGAAGUUAUCACAUACAUGUGCAUCGUUUGUAUAGUUGAUCUAACAUGGAUUUCUUUUACUUUUUUUACUUUUUCUUCGAAGGUGAUGAAAAUUUGAAGACAUUCGAAGUGAUCACUGGUGAAAAUGCUACUCUGUCAUGUGAUCCUCCCCUAGAAGGCCUCGGAUUUGGAGACGAUGUGCAGGCAAAGUGGAGAGUUAAGGAUAAGGAAAUAAAGAACGAUAGUCUGUAUUCAGUUCAGCAGCGGGAAAAUGGAACAUUCACGUUAUUGAUAAAACAUUUUUUGGGACGAGUCAACGGUAAGAAUCUGACGUGUUAAAAACAAUGGGAAAUGAUUGAUUUUUAUUCCUGUAAAACAUAUUUGAAAGUAAAAAGUAAAGAUCAAAACAGGUAUCAGAUUAAAUUUAUUGCAGCAGAUGUAGGAAACUACUGUAUUGAGAUUGUUCGGAGACUGUCCAGUCCCUCAAAAACAAAAGUAACCUGUGAAAUAGAUGUUAUCAUCACAGGCUCAAUUUUCAUGAUUCGUUGGCAGAGUGGCAGCAGACCAGGUUUGAAUCUGCAAGCUUUCAGUGCACUUUUCGAUGCCGCUGGCAGGCACGAAAAUAUCACUGCGCCAGCUGAUUCUGUCAACACCUCCCCCUACUGCACUGCCACACCCAGUUUGGCACAUCUUGGUGCUACCAAAAUACCAAACUGGCUGUACACCAGGCUGCGCUGGACUAAAAUACGCGCGGCACCCUGCGCAGUGCCGCUGGCCAGCACAAAAAUAGAGCCCUACAUGUUUAUGGAAAUUUGUCUAUAUAUUAAUCUCACAGUGUGGUUUAAAGGGAAACUGUGAGAGGGGGGGGAACUCGUAAAAAGUCAUGUGGGCCAAAAAGCAUUACAUUUUGACAACAGGGACAGGCCAGAGGGAGGAGGACCGUGGGCUGGGAAUGGCCCCUGGGCCAGCAGCUUGAAAUGCCUGUUCCCAGCAUUACUGAUCAACCCACUGUUAACCAUUCAUAGAGAAAUAUGAAAAAAGUUUCACCACAGCAAUACUUUGCAGUUGCACAAAUGCUCUUAAAUAUAUUCUGAGGCUCCAUAAGUUAGACUUUGAGUACAACUAACUUGAAAUGAGUCAAAUACCAAUAGAUGUUGUCAUAGUUACUAAAUCAACUAUUUCAAUGCAGUCUGUGAUUGGUGUUUGUAGAAAGUAUUGCCACACCUCCACAGGAGUGUUUCAGAGUCUGUAUUUGUUUAAUUGUACACAGACACUUGAACAAGGUCAGGUGUGCUCCAGACAGGAUGUUGUUUGGGUCUGGUAGACAACAGGGAAUCUGGCAAGAGACCUGAUGCAUCCAUACAUUUUGUACAUGAUGCCGAGGCAUAUGGUUGUCUCCUAACCUGAUGUGGGAUCAUGUCACAGUGUCUUGCAAUUUAAACUUUAUUCGUUCUUUCCCCUUUCUUUACAGGAAUAUAUGAAUGCAGGUUUGAAGAGGGCCAAAAGAUUUUUAGACAGAAAGCCAUUGCAAAAUUCGAACUCCAAGAGAGACCUAAUAUACAAGCGCCUCCUAAGAUAAUAGACAGAUAGCCCGAUGUAAUUCCAAUGUAAACCUGACCUGCUCUGUCGAUCGCAACUACGUGGCAGAGUUGAUAUGGAAUGGUAAGCCAGAAGCUAACAGACUUCAAAUGCUAAUCAGCUGCUUGCAAAUCUUAAGUACAGAUACUAAUGGGUUUUUUUGUAUGUAUGUUUUGGCACAGAUACAACUGUCGAAUCUCCGUAUAAACUCCCAAACUGUGAAAACGAGAAUGUGAUAUUCAUAUUUACUUGUCGAGUGACCCAUAAGAGGUUAAAUUUUUUGGAAGAAAGAAACAUAACUGUGGAGUCAGUCCCAGAAAAAGGUAAGUAGUUUUUACAGGAAAUCAAAACAGUUUCAGAUAAGAUAUUUCUCGUACACUUCUGAUUACUUUGAUAUAACAGUUUUCUUUCUCCCCAGUGCAAUUUCAAUGCAAUGAUACUAUAUAUGGUUUGGGAAAUCCUGGAAACAGAAGUGAAGCUAACGCAUGUAACCCUGAUGAAACCGGAACAAAGACAGCAGAGUGUCAGCAAACUGGUGAAUGGUUGGUAGUUGAAGAAACCUGCAUUCUACAACCAAUUAACAAUCUGCUAGAGGAGUCAAAGGUGAUUUAUUAUUAAAAAAAAUAAAAUGAAGUUCAGUUACUAAUAUUUUAAGUAAUACUUACGCUUAAAUGAGGUCUGGUUAUUUUGAGACUUUUGCUGAAUGUGAAAACUCUACCUGUGGGACUGCAAUCCUUUGAACUGCAGUAAUAAGAAGUUAUGCAACCCAAUUAACUAAAUCCCAAUUCACACUUCCCAGAAUAACUAAAGUGCAAGGGCGUGCAUUUCCCAGCACCAACAAACAAUUCAUGAAGUAUGUAGUUGGCAUUUAAUGAAACUAUCACACACACAUGAAUGAGGUAAACCUGUAAAUGUGACUCUACAGUAAGGAAUUAGCUUGCUGUUACAACACAAUGUUAGGUGUGGUUGCCCUGAUUUCUCAUUGUGGACAGUUUACUGAUCUGCAGCAAAUUUAGCAGGCUGAGACGAAAAGAAACAACGAACUAGAGAAGUGUUCAAGAUUUAUAAAUUUAGGGUGUCUUUUUAAGUUCUAGAAACAACAACACAUGUAAUCUAAUUUCUUCUAAGUAUUUUUUAAAAUAAUUUAUGUGCACAAAGAGUCAAAACUGGGGACCAAAUUUGUCCCCAGCAAUAUUUGACUGGCAUGUAAAUGUUUUAUCUAAAUUUGUUGUUUUAGAUUCAUUAUUCAAAUUAUUCUGCACCAUUACUUCACCAUGGUCUGAAACAAAGACAGCUUCUCGGUGCUUCUUCAGUGACAUACAACAUAAAUUUAAUUUCGUUUGGCAACAAUAACACUUUUUUUGAACAGUUGUAGACACACUUGUAUUGUCUCAAACAAUGUGGUUAUCUUAGUAGAGAGACUUACACAAUUUAAACACUGAGCCUCUAAGUGUGGCGAUGUCUCUCUCUACUCCUCAUUGGAGAAGCUGAAAGGACUCCUGUUCAUAACUUGCAAGCAAAUCCAAACUUUUUCAAAUCCAUCAAUCAAUCGCACUUUAUUUAUAAAGCACUUUUCACACAUAUUAUAAACAAUGAAAUAAAAUAAAUGAAAAUACAAAUACCAAACCCCACCCACCCUCCCAACCCCCAUUCAACACAUACAGCACCCACACACAGAUGCCACAGAUGACUGAGGAAACGCUAUCUUAAGUUAAAAGAAAUGAGGAAACACUGGAUCUAGGACUAAAGCAAUAAAACCAUAAUAAAAUAUAAUAAAGGUGAUAAAGCAUUAAACGUUGAGUAAAUAAAACAGUUUUCAAAUCAAACAAUAAAAGAAAGUAAAUUAGUUUACUGUAGAACCCAAAAAAAUCCUCAUUUUUUGGACGAUCAUGGCAACCUGUAAGCCUCAGGCCAGGCCCACAGUUGAGACCAAGUUACUUAUCAGGGACUGCUCUAAAAUCAUCGCAUCAUUGAAUUACUUUCAGAGCAAUUUGUUUCAUCAAUCAAACACAGACUCUCUAUCAGAAUCCUUAUGAGGGCCACAGAGGCAAAUGCACUGAGGCACAAGCUCCAAUAAAAUAGAGACGCUAUAAACUUUACAGCCAAGGUAUGUCAAGACGCAAUUGGCCUAGCCGUCCAAGAACGUGUCCCAAAAACAGAGGGUGCAGACCUAUCACGCUGACUGCAGGAGUCAUUUCUUACCCUGACAUUAUGUUUUGUACUUUGCAUGUCCCCUCUCUCUUUCCCCACAAAAUAGAAAAAAAUAUAUAAAGUACAAAGAAGGCAUGUGCACCCUAAAUUCAGAGCCUAUGAGCAUCAUGAUUUUGACCUUAUUUUGAUCUUAGAAAUACUGACAAGGUUAAUGCUUUCUUUUUCUUUUCUGUUGCAGUUCUUAAGUGCCAUAACACUUCCAGGAUUUUUGAAAGAACUCAAGGAAGUCACUGAGGACUUUACUAACGAAGUGCUUAAUUCAUCAUUGAACAUAAAUGCCACAGUGGAAAUACUCGCUGCUGUCGCCAAUUCGUCAAUAGAAAUUGGUCAACCUGAGAUGACGGUAUGUGAAUUAUACGGCUGAAUUUUACACAUCAAGGGGCUGUGUCGCCUAACGCUGUUUUUCUUUUGUGCUGGCAGUGCCUGUUUUUUGGUGUCUGUGGUCUCAGUUGAAAAAAAAAAAAAGUUCAGAUUUUGGAGCUCUGUCAAACUCGUACGUGUAAUGUCUUGAUCACCAACCGAUCACAAUCAUGAUAGGUGGGACUUCUGACGAUGUAUUUGUCAAAUUCAACAGUUGAGAUCCAUACAGGGGAGAAUGUGAUCAUACUCAUUUGAUGGAAGUACAAUUUUUUGGGUUACCAGUGCUAUGAAAUGAUUUAUAAACGUAGACUGUCUUUAAGUUUUUAAUAUUCACUGCUGAAGGAGUCGGAAAUGUGGCAGGAAGAACAACAGUAGAUACUGGUGAGAAGCGCUCUGAAAAAGAGUUUGUGGGCUGCCGGCACAAAAAUUUUUUUUUUAAAAAAGCCAUCAGUUGACACAGCCCCCAACAUGCAUUAGUUAUAAUUUUAUGUAAUACCUUUUUUCUUUUCGAUGUAGAAUAUCCUCAUUACUGUAGGUAUCCUUACCACGGAGGCUGCACAGAAUACCUGGGAAUCCCUGAACGACAACUCAGGAAACACCUUGCCAAAUAGUACCGCUGAAGGUAUCAGCUCUAGGUUACUGUGGUCAGUGGAGAAUAUUACAGAGCGCCUCGUCAAUAAGUCAUUCAGCAUUUCCACAGAAUUUAUCAUCUUGAACAGAACAACAUACAACGACAGUUUUGAUGGUGAAUUCAACUCCUCAGUGGAGAUAGAGUUACGGGAGAAUGAUGAAGAAACGAAGUUUAUCACAGUGAUAACAUUUCUGUCGUUGGAAAACGUUCUCCCUGCAAGAGAGGAAACGAAUUCUUCCAUCUUUGACAUCAAUGGACGAGUCGUACUUGUUAAGUCAAGCGGUUCAGACGAUAUUUCAGUUAAUAUCACAUUAACAUUUGAUAUAAUAAAUGACACACUAGGGAAUCCACAGUGUGUUUUCUGGAACUUUACACUCUUUGAGGGCCUGGGAGGAUGGGACGAUGAGGGAUGUAUGUUGGAGCGACAAGGAAAUGGAACGGUCACCUGCAACUGCAACCACAGGACCUCCUUCUCCAUCCUCAUGUCUCCAAAAGUUCCAGACUGCAAAGCGUGUAGCAUAAUAACAUUUAUUGGAAUAGGCGUAUCCAUGGCUAGUUUGGUCAUAACUCUAAUAAUUGAAGUUGUCAUAUGGAAGAAAAUUCGAAAGAACACCACAUCUUAUCUGCGGCAUGUUUCUAUUGUUAACAUCGCUGUAUCCCUCCUGAUUGCAGACAUUUGGUUUAUUGUAGGAGGGUCCCUUUCUAAAGGAGGGCACUUUCCUGAUUCAACCAAUUCUGAAGAUGAAACGAGGAAUGAAGCGGCAUGCUCGUCAGCAACAUUUUUCAUCCAUUUUUUCUAUUUAGCUCUGUUCUUCUGGAUGUUAGCCUCAGCUCUGUUGUUGUUCUACCGCACAGUCAGCGUUUUCGGUGGAGGGUUGUCCAAACGCAGCAUGUUGGCUAUUGGAUUCUGUCUUGGAUACGGAGCACCUCUCAUUAUUGCAGUGAUAACUAUAGCUGUGCUUGCACCCUCCGAAAAGUACACAGAUGACACAGUCUGCUGGCUGAGCUGGGACAAGCCCGACUCCAAGCCCAAAGCUCUACUGGCCUUUGUGAUCCCCGCUCUGCUGAUAGUUGUGAUUAACCUCAUAAUCCUGAUUGUGAUAAUAACCAAAAUGCUGAGGAGAAGAGCGGUGAGAGACGCCUCACAAGCAGCCGAGAGGAAUGUUCUGUUGGUCAUUGCAAGGAGCCUGGCUGUCCUCACGCCCAUCUUUGGACUUACUUGGGGUCUGGGAAUCGGGACAUUGGUUGACCAGCGCAACAUAGGCAUUCAUAUUGCAUUUUCAUUCUUCAAUUCUCUUCAGGUAAAAUUCACGCUGUUAAAAAUAUGUCUCUGCUCGAUACUGUUGAAUAUGUUUGUUCAAUACCUCGAUGGAUAUGAUCUUCCAACAUUACACUGUGCACCCGUCUUCACAGGGUUUCUUCGUACUGGUGUUUGGAUUGCUGCUGGACAAAAAGGUAUUUACACUUCAAUAUUCACAUUUCUUUAAGUUUCACAGCUAAUAGUAAAGUGAUUACAGCCUGAGGAGGAAGUGUUAUUAUAUCAUAUUAUUGUAUAAAACGCUGCAGAUCAAGUGUUGUUAAGCCCAUUUCUGAAAGCAGGUUAAGUGCAAAGAGUCUUUCUGCGGCUGGUUAUGUUCGAUUGUAAAAAUUGGAAAAUGGAGGGUAAUGCUUAUCACGCAUCAGAGGCGUUUCAUAUCCUUUAGGGCCGUUAUUGGUAAGUCUCUGGUAAAUCAGCUCAAAGUUCAGGGUCAAACUCAGGAUUCGUCAAACCUCUUGCCCAAAGCAAGCCCUUUAAUACAUCUGGUUUACAUGCUGAAAGAUUUAUGGCUCACAAAACCCUGCAGGUUAGUUUUUAAACCAAACUACAAACUCCAAUCCAAUCAAAACCAGGUUUAGUUAUAAAGCACAUUUAAAAACAACAAAACGCUGACCAAAGUUCUGUACAGUAAAAUUAAAAACAAUAAAAACAGACAAUUAACACAAACAAUAAAACAAAGAUAGAGGACCACAUUAAAAAAAGACAGAUGGUUUAAUAAAACCUGAUAAAAAGGCCAAGUUCCCAAGAGUCGAAAGCUAAGGAGUAAAAGUGCGUCUUCAAAUUUGAUUUAAAAACAGGCAGUGUGGAGGACAGCCGGACAUGAAGAGGAAGAGCAUUAACCUGCAUAACCUUCUCAAAAUCACUAAAAGAUAAAAAAAGACUUGACCUUGUGUAAAAGAAGAAGAUAAUAAAAACUGGCUUUUACAACUGCAUUUAUCUGUAGAUCCAUUUUAAAAUCUCUCUCCAUUAUAACCCCCAGAUUUUUUACAGAGUCUUUAAAAAAGGGCUCAAAGAUGGACAGAUCUGCUCUGGGGCAGCUGCCAUGUGGUCCAAAGACAACUACUUCAGUCUUACUCUCAUUUAAUUUUUUUCUGGAGUUAAUUUUUUUAACUCCAGAAGAGGUCUAUCUUUUAAAAUCAUUUUUUACUGAUAAAAUAACUCUGAGUGAUCAUGCUAACUCUUGAGGAUGAUCUUUUCAGGUGCGGUCAGAAAUAGCGAUUAAGUCCCUGACUUCAGUGAGUGGUGGGACAAGGGUAAGUAAGAACUCAAAUGUAAGUUUCAGUUUUUCAAAGCAGAUUUAAGUAUUUGCAGAGUUACAUGUCUCACUUUUAUCUUUGUUUUAGAGCACCAGUGCAGGAAACUCGUCCUCGGGGGCAUUCGGCUUUUUGCGGCAGUGGAGAAGAGGAAGAGGUAA
This is a messenger RNA of Xyrichtys novacula (pearly razorfish), 17532 nucleotides long. NCBI's taxonomy places the organism in Eukaryota, Metazoa, Chordata, Actinopteri, Labriformes, Labridae. The record is from the annotation of a GenBank genome assembly.